AUGUCUAACAAUAAAAGCAACUCAAAUAAAAAGUCAGGGAACACUAAAGAUAAAAAUGUAGCCAAAUAUUAACUUAAGCAUAAAGAAGAUAUGGACUAUAACUAUUAAACUUUAAACACAAUAUUUAAUGAAAUUGUGGAAAUUUUCAAUGAAUAUGAUGAAAAAUAUAAGGAUGUUUUUAUUGAGGACAUUGAAUUGAUAGUCUCGAUGUUUAUAUGGGGAGAUAAAAAUGAUGAUAACUUUUUCGAUUUUAUGUGCGAAACAAACUUUUUAGAAUAACUUUUACAAAUAACUCAAAAAUUGUAAAAUUGCCGUGAAAUUAGAACAAUUAUUAUUUAGCAAAUUUGCUUAUUAAUUUUAAAUGUGAAAAAGCCUAUGCAACUUAACUAUAUACUUUCUCAUCAAAUCAUUAAUGAUUUAAUCACUUUUCAGUUUGAUUUUAAUGAUGAUGAUUUUGUUGAUUACUAUAUAAAUUUCUUGAAAAGUUUAAGCUAAAGAUUAGACUAAAUACCUUUAUAGCUUCUCUUCAAUAGUAAAUACAGCAACUUUCCAUUAAUUUGGUAAACAAUUAGAUUCUAUAACCACAAAGAAACUAUGAUUAGAACCUCUGUUUAAAAUAUUGUGCUUGGUGUUAUGAAGAUUAAGGCAGACCAGUUAGAAAAAUAUCUCUAAGGUUUCCCCUUUAUUACAUUUUAUGUCAACAAUGCUUGCUUUAUGGCAAGCUAAUGGAUAUAAAUUGAUAAUCAAAUUCACCAAGCAGACUACAGCAAUUAUCAAAAGCUAAGUGAUUUGAUGAGUGAUUAAAUCGAUUAAAUUUUAUUUUGGGAGGAUCUCAUUCACUCUUGUAAUGAAUAGGCCAAAAAGAUAUCCAUUAACUCUUUCAUAAGCUAUGCACUAAUUCCAUCGAUCUUUAAUAGUUUUAUCUCCACAAAGAAAGGCAAAUUAAGCAUUUAUCUAUCACUUCACAUACUCACAAUAAUAUUACAGCACAUAUCUAAUAAAGAAAUCCUAGAAAUUAUAAUUUUAACUCUCUUUGGUGAAAAAAUCAACAGGAAACAUUUAGAAUGGAUUUAGCAUCCAGCUUAAGAGCCUGCGCAUUUUAAUGCACAAUGGUCUUAUAGACACUUUUGGGAUGAUUAUGAUGAUUUCCUUAAGAAGCAGACAGAAAUAAUAUUUAUUGAUUAAAUAAAAAGAAACCAGUAGAUUUAAAAUAAUUCAGUUGGAUAAAUGCCAUCUAAAUAAUCUGAUGAUAAAUAACCUGAACAAGUUUCAAAAUCAGAUGUUAGAAGUUACUUUGGCUGGGAUUCACAAGGACGUCUUGAGUCAGAAAUAAGAAGGUUAACAAGAGCACUCGGAGUAAAAUUAGUUCAAACUAAUGAAGAAAUGUAAAUUGAAGACCCACAAAAUCAGCAAAAUCAGCAGCAGUUUUAAGAAUAUCUUGGUGAAUCUCCAUAUGAUAUUUACUAUAAUACAAUAAGAGAACUUGGUAUUUAAAAACAACAAGAAAAAGAUGAAAUGUCUAUAGACGAUAGAAAAUAAGCAAUAGCUUAAAAUUACGAAAUAAACCCUUUUAGAGACUUAAUUCUAUCAUAUUUAAGAUCAAAAGAUGACAACUUAAUCAUGUUAACUCUGCAGUUCUUAAAUAGCAUUGUGUAAAAUAAAUUCAUUUGUGAUGAAAUUCUAGAAUAUUGUGGUCUCCUAACAUAAAGAAAGAAUAAAAUAAACUACAAAAAUCCAAAAAAUUUAGAUAGUCUGAAAAGUUUUUAGGUCAAUUUAAUGAAAAUUUUGUAAAUCGAUCCUCCUUUUAGACUAAAUAACUAUUUCAUUAUAUCGAAAUUAAUUUAUGAAUUUGCUUGUGUAAACCACUCACACGAUAUUCUUUUAACUAAUGAUUAAAUAUGUUUAUUUAAUGAUGCUUAUAGAUUGUAAAUAUUGAAAAUGAAUGCUUUGAUAAAAACUCAAAUAGUUUGGGAUUUUAUCAUUGAUCUAUAUGAAGUUGAGUUUGAAUACAUUGAAUAAAAUCUGUUAAAGUAAACAAAAUAGUUAGAUUAUUUCUGCUUCUUGCCAUUAGAUAACUGCCCAAACAGUGUGGAUUUACUCUUUAGACAACCUACUACUAAAAGAGAUAUUACAAGAAGAGACUUGAUGCUAUUUUUUAUUGUUAGAAAGCUAAGAUAUAUUUUGAUUGCAAACACAGGCCUUAAAGAAAUUGAAAACAAUCUGGAUUUAUCAUACAAAAGCUUUCUAAAUAAUGAAUUGCCACAUUGGGAAGAAGGCAAAUUUUAUGAAAUAUAGUAAAGUAAAAUGUAUUCUUGUGAACUAAUAGAAAAAGAUAAGAAAGUAAAGUAGCUAUACUAUUUAAAAGAUUAACAAAAUAUGAUCUUAGUAGAGUAUAAUGAAAAUAAUAGGAAUGAGGUGAAAGUCUAUAAAAAUGAAAGAUUAAAAAAGGUAGAAGCUUAAAUAGAUCGUGCUGACCCACGAAAAUUAGAGUUAGUUAUUAAAAAUAUUACAUAUAAUGGAAAAGAAAAAUAUGAUGACUUUAUACUAAUUUUCGAAAAUAUUGAUACAUGCUCACAAAUAAAAAAAAUUUUGGAUGAAAAUAGGAAAACCUCAAAAUAAAUAGAGAUGACAGUUUUAGUUAAGUUUUUAGAAAGUUCAGAGAAAGACAUAUUUAUUCCCUCCAUAUACUGA
Tetrahymena thermophila SB210 is the source of this 2691-nucleotide messenger RNA. Its product is annotated as CLEC16A, putative. Lineage: Eukaryota; Ciliophora; Oligohymenophorea; Hymenostomatida; Tetrahymenidae. The record is from RefSeq and is a predicted model, not a curated record. The transcript is spliced from 13 exons. Gene Ontology annotation, biological process: regulation of autophagosome maturation; endosome to lysosome transport; endosomal transport. Gene Ontology annotation, cellular component: endolysosome membrane; late endosome.